Molecule: messenger RNA, 1518 nt
Organism: Penicillium salamii
Lineage: Eukaryota; Fungi; Ascomycota; Eurotiomycetes; Eurotiales; Aspergillaceae
Source: the annotation of a GenBank genome assembly
AUGUUGACCCUUCCCCCUCUCUCUGUCUGUCUCUACAAUCCAUCCAGUCCUUUCAAAGUCACUAUGCAUCAGCUAUCUAUAUAUGCCUUGAUUGCUCUCUUCAUCUCGUUCGCUACAGCUCUUCGUAACAAACACGACCACUGGAAUGAGCUUCGAGGCCUUAACCUGGAUACGCCGAACCAGAACUCAAGACUGCCAAUCCUCAUCGACACCUUCGAAAACCCAACGCACAAUAAUCUGGGCUUCUGGCAUGGCUCAGGUGAGAACCUCACGAUACAGCAUGGCCCAGGCUUCAUCCGUCUCUUCCCAGUCGAUCCCGAUCAAAACUUCCACACCCAGUUCGAUACAAACCGGUGCUACAGCCUGGUUCCCUAUUUCAACGAGUUCCUGCACGUUGUAUUCGAAGGAACAGAUCAGUUCAGCGUCUCUUUGAACCAGCACAACGACGAAUGUAACCCACGCCGCAGUCCCUUCCCCAGCGUUGCGGAUUCAGUCCAAGCAGAGCGCUAUGUGAUGCACCCGGCCUCUGGGUCGUCAGGCAGACAUGACUGGGACGACGAGGAUCUGGAUGAGGACGACGAUUACGAUUCAGACAUUCUGAGUAAGGAACAUCUUCUGGGCAAUAAACACCAGAAGCAUCUCCGCAAAUCCGCUCACCACAGGUACCUCAAUGGAACUGCCAAAAUUCCCAAGGGACCUCGCGAGCUGUAUAUCCCACUCACCCAUUUUGAGAUCGAUUUCAAUCGAGUCGUUUCUGUCUCUUUUCAUGGCUUCUAUACACCAGAGCCUAUGACGCUGCGUCUUGUCGAGAUCGUGCCGACGGUGCCUUCGCCGUCGCGCGGAAAUGGAUUCUUCCGAUUGCCUGGGAAGCUUCCCAGUGGAAGAUUGGUGCUUAGAUGUUCGCGGCCGAAUUCAUUUGCCUUUGGGAUCGAUGAUGGUCAGCCUCAGUUUUCGCAGCGAGUUAUGCGCAUUUUGGACGAGGAAGGUGUACGAGUCACUUUCUUUGUGGUUGGAACUGGGUUGAGAGAUCGGUCUAGUAACUUCACGGAGUUUUAUAAGGAGAUGCUUCAUAAGGGUCAUCAGGUGGCGCUUCAUUCAAAUACUCAUCCCAAGAUGGAAACUCUUCAAACUGUUCGUGAGAUUGACGAGGAGAUCAUUCAGACGGUGGAAGUAUUCAAGACCCAAUUGGGGAUCGAAUCUUCAUACUUCCGCCCGCCGUUUGGGACUGUGGCUGCUCGUCUGCGCCAACAGCUCGCACGACAUAUCCCCAAUCCAUACAUUGUGAAUUGGAGCGUGGAUGUCGAGGACUGGCUGUGGGCCAAUACUUCUACACCAGAGAAACAGCUCGACGCUUUCUAUCGCGGAGUGGACAAAGGAGGUAACCUGGCUGUUAUGCAUUACUUGAAUCCCACCACCAUCGAAUACUUACCGAAGUUCAUCCAGCACAUCAAGAGGGCAGGAUAUCAGAUCAUGCGCAUUGAUCAGUGUUUGGAAGAUGUGUCUGCUCCGCCGCUGUAA